GAGUAAACAAAAUUGGAAGUCUCCACUCUAUAGCAAAUAUCAUAGGUAUCACAAUGAAGACUUUGUUCUGUUUGACUAUCCUUCUGUGCACUGCUACCUCUGAAAUAUAUGACAUUGUUGUUUCAGGAGUUUUCGAGUCCAAUAAUACUACAUAUAAUUACACUCAAUCCAGAGAGUACUGUGUGUCGCAGAAUGCAACUUUAGCAACCUUACAGCAGGUGACCAGAGCUCAGAACACCAGCUUCCAGACCUGCAGGUUUGGAUGGGUAGAAGAGCAGCAGAUUAUUCUUGCCCGUACCACAGUGAACAAGAGUUGUGGCAGCGAUCAUACAGGCAUCAUUAAACAAGCACCCUGUGGAUACUACAUUGCACCCACUGCUUACUGCUACAAAUUCAAAGUGGUGAGAGGAGUUUUUCAUGUAGAUUCUCCGAGUGUUAAAUACAGUCUUACUUUUGCGGAAGCCAACUCUACCUGUGCACGCCUUAAUGCGACCAUGGCAACAGAGAAUCAACUUCGAAUCGCACAUGGUGCCGGGUUCGAGACUUGCAGGGCUGGUUGGGUAGCAGAGCAGAAGGUGUUAAUUUCUCGGAUAAAGGCAACUAAAUCUUGCGCAAAUGGAACAACAGGGGUACAAGAGUACCCAGAAACAAAUAACACAUCAGACGUGUUUUGCUUCAGAAGCGACUUGUACUUUACCGAUGUUUACGUGGUCUAUCCUCCAUUUGGGAACAGUACCAUGACAUACAGUGAAGCUAUGCAACAAUGUCUAUCCCUUGGGGAUAGCUUGGCAUCAAAGGAGCAACUGAGAAGAGCCCCCACACCCAUCUUUGAUGGCAUACCCGGGUGGAGCAAAGACAAUGACGUGGUUCAGUUCUCCAGUGGCAAUCUGACAGUCACUCCGUGUGUCAAUGAACCCAGCCAGCUUGCUGCAGCCUACUGCUUCAACCCUAAUAUCACAUAUUUUAUUCCAGUAAGCACCAAGGAUGACAAAUUGUGGCUCAAGAUUACCACAGGGUGCAUUAUCGCCUGUAUGUGUAUCGUCUUCCUUGUGGUCGCCACCACCUACAUAACAGAGAAUAAGUGCGUCUGCUGUGCCAGACGCAAAAAGCCAGCGCAGGAUUCUACCCUAGAGAAAGACCAAGGCUACGACACAACCAAAGGACUGUACCUUCCCAAAUGGAACAAAGCUGGCAUGUACAUCCCCAAAGAUGACAUGUUUCAUCAGAUACUGUCAUACAAGAACAUAGGUGCAGGAACCAAGCCAUCUGUACUGAGCAAGGCCUUAAACACUGCCUACCGCACUCAUGACUUCACUAACCACGGCUUUGACUCCACCCCCAGGGCCAGUGAGCAGAGCUUAGACAAAACUCACCUGGACCGCAAACCUGCUGGCAUGAAUGCUCAGGACACGAGCCCCGGUAACUCUCACCAGUACAUCAACGCUGCCUUUGACGGUACUUAUUAAGGCAUCAAGUCUGACUCGACUCCGCGGGUAAGCAAUGAUGACUUUGACACAAAUCAGCGAUCUCUGGAAUUGAAUGGACUUCCCCCCCACUGUAAUUUUUUUUAAUGUGUCCUACAUACAUUUGAAAGACUAGUCAAAGUAGUCAAAUUGAUUUUUAUUUUGGUUUGUUUUAGCAUUUCACGCUUCUUGAAUUACAAUUUUCUUAUAUAUAAUUACUACAGACUGUGCAAUGCAAAAAAAAACAAAAAAAAAACAUGAUUCAUCUUCAUCUGAGUUAUGUACUUUUUAAAAGCCACUAAAAUGGAAUUGAAUUCCAGGUUUUGUAUGUAAAUAUGAGCUAAAGUCUGGACAAGCUUGUGUGGGAAAAAAAAAAACUGCAAUGGCUCAAAAUGCCAUGUAAUUGUAACCUUAAUUCCAGCCAACAUUUAUGUUUGCUGUGAUGUACAGGAAAUAGGUGGAGUUUUAUUACUAGGGUGGUUAAAACAAAAUUGACUUGACAGACUAUUAAGCUUUUUGGUUUUAGUUGUGAAUAAU
This is a messenger RNA of Polyodon spathula (Mississippi paddlefish), 2000 nucleotides long. Its product is annotated as aggrecan core protein-like. Bases 54 to 1466 code for a protein of 470 amino acids. Gene Ontology annotation, cellular component: plasma membrane. NCBI's taxonomy places the organism in Eukaryota, Metazoa, Chordata, Actinopteri, Acipenseriformes, Polyodontidae. The transcript is spliced from 10 exons. Gene Ontology annotation, molecular function: transmembrane signaling receptor activity; hyaluronic acid binding. The record is from RefSeq and is a predicted model, not a curated record. Gene Ontology annotation, biological process: cell adhesion.